This is a messenger RNA of Phoenix dactylifera (date palm), 846 nucleotides long. The record is from RefSeq and is a predicted model, not a curated record. NCBI's taxonomy places the organism in Eukaryota, Viridiplantae, Streptophyta, Magnoliopsida, Arecales, Arecaceae.
CAGAUGCGCUUCAACAUAUACAAAUCAAGUAUGUUGAAGACGAUGAAGGAAUCAAAAAAUUCUUUGCAUCAUUUCACCUGCAUGAAAGCUUUCCAGUAGCAGUUAUCAUUGAUGAUUUUGGAGAUUUCUUCAGCGACAAGAAUUGCCAACAGAGAUAUAACAAUGCAAGGGGUAGAGAUCUAGCCAUGGUUCGCACUCUGGCUCUAUGCUGGGAUGCUAUAGCACACGCAAACAAAAAAUUGCAACCCAAGGCAUCUUGCAGUCUUCUGGUUGCUGAUACACACCAAGGAGACAGUCCAAGACUGUUAUUCAUUUACAAGAGAUGGAUUCAGUGCAUCUUCACAAUUCAAGGUGAUGGCUCGGGUUCGUAUAUUUUGAAGAAUAGUUGUAUUUCAGGCAACAGGCAAGAGGGCACGAGAAUUGCCAAAUAUUCCAUAGCGCUUCAGCAUCUGGCAUUGGAAGAGCCAUUUCUCUCUCUUCAACAAAGAGCACUCGCUCAACUAUCGCAGAUGGCAAGAAGAACUACUCAGCGAACCCACGGAUUACGAUGACUUGAGGAUCUCUUUGGAUGAUGAGAGCAGCAACCAAAGAUCUUUAACGACGUGGAUAUGCCCAUGGAAUUGGUUGUACCGAUGAUGGACUUGUACAUGGCCUGCCGGCACAAGGGAUCGGGCUGCUUCACCUUCGAAAUCUCGUACACAUGGCGAACCCUGAUGGGGGACUUGACCGUGAGGUCGAACGGGUUGUCUUUAUUGUUGGGAAAAAUGGUCCCACAAGUAUGAAUCAACUAUGAAAAUUAUAAGCAAAAUAAAAACACGAGAUUUUUAUGUGAUUUUUUUAAUUAAA